AGAGAUCGAAAAUGGCGAUUAGUUCAAAUCUCUCGUAUCGUUUAUUCCUCUUAACAGGGCUAUUAUCCGUCGUGGCCAUAUCUUUCGCGGAUUCAGAAUCCGAUUCACAUCUCAUCGGCGAGCUAGUUUCGCUUCGAUCAGCCGCCGAUUCAGGCGUCAUCCCCCUCGAUGACGACGGCGUAUCCAGAUUCAUAACCUCAGUAGCCACUCCCAGGCCUUACUCCCUCAUAAUCUUCUUCGACGCCGUUGAUCUCCACAGCAAUCGCGAGCUCGGCCUUCAAAAGCUCCGCCGCGAAUUCGGAAUCGUCUCUGCGUCUUUCAUCGCCAACAACAAUGGAUCUAACGGAGCCAAGCUUUUCUUCUGCGACAUCAACACGACGCACUCCGAGCCUUCGUUCCACCGCUUCGCCGUCAAAUCCAUACCGCACAUUUUCCUCGUCGACCCCUGGAUGGAGAAUCUACAGGACAAAUCCGGUAAGAUGGAACACGGGGAUUUCGAGGGACUAGCGGAAUCCAUGGCAGGGUUCGUCGAGCGUCGAACCAAGCUCACCGUAGGCCCAAUCCAUCGACCGCCGCUCCUGUCGAAGGCACAGAUCAGUGUCAUCACAGCUCUGGUCGUAAUCUCGACUCCGAUUCUCAUCAAGAAGGUUCUAAAGGGAGAGACGCUUCUCCAUGAUCGCAGAGUCUGGUUAUCCGGCGCCGUUUUCGUCUACUUCUUCAGCGUCGCCGGCACGAUGCAUAACAUCAUCAACGAUGCGCCGAUGUACCUCCGAGACCAUGAAGGUUCAAACAGUCUCGUUUUCUUCUACGAAGGAUCACAUUUUCAGCUUUGGGGAGAGGGAUUCGCUGUUGGGUUCUUGUACACUGUGGUUGGAUUGCUCUUGGCUUUUGUCCCCAAUGCGCUUACUGAUUAUGAUUUUGGCUCUGUUCAUAUCGUUCUGGGCUGUGAAGAAAUUGGAAGACAGGAUAUAAAAUAUUUCCUUAUUGGCCAUCGAGCUGGCAUUGAUGGAUCCUUGGCGUUUAAGACGAAUAAAGGAAUUGAAGAAGAAGUUGCAAGGGCCUUUGUGAAUCACUACUACCAUCUCUUUGACAACGAUCGAUCUUCACUAUCCACUCUCUACAAUCCCACCUCGUUGCUUACUUUCGAAGGCCAAAAGAUCUACGGCGUGGAAGAUAUCUCUAACAAGCUUAAACAACUUCCGUUCGAUCAGUGUCGGCAUUUAAUAAGCACCGUGGAUUCUCAGCCUUCUUCAAUGGCCGGUGGUUGUGGCGGAAUCCUCGUGUUUGUGAGCGGCAGCCUCCAAUUACACGGCGAGGAUCAUCCUCUUAGGUUUAGCCAGACGUUUCACUUGAUUCCUCUUCCACAAGGAAGUUUCUUCGUCCAAAAUGAGAUGUUUCGGCUUAACUAUGGUUGAGCUUAUUGUAACUUUAAUGUCUGAAAUCGAUCUAUGAUCAUAGAUCGAAUUCAGACAAAUAAUGUAAUGAAGAUAAAUCUUUCAUCUCGACUAAUAAAACAACUCGAUAUGUGUUGUUGGUGUUAUUUUCAUACCUGUAAGAAAGUUUCAAAUUGAUUAAAAAAGCUUCGGGUAA
Messenger RNA from Thlaspi arvense, 1590 nucleotides. The record is from the annotation of a GenBank genome assembly. NCBI's taxonomy places the organism in Eukaryota, Viridiplantae, Streptophyta, Magnoliopsida, Brassicales, Brassicaceae.